This is a messenger RNA of Triticum turgidum subsp. durum (durum wheat), 879 nucleotides long. NCBI's taxonomy places the organism in Eukaryota, Viridiplantae, Streptophyta, Magnoliopsida, Poales, Poaceae. The record is from the annotation of a GenBank genome assembly.
AUGUGCAAGUUCGUCUCGUCAUCGUCGGCCAUGCACCUUGGCAACCAACUCCGCCGUGGGCGCGCCGCUGAUGCUGCCGUCGCCGUCGCCCUGCUCGUGAUCGGCCUCGCCGCCGGGUUCACGGGUGCGGACACCGACACGUUCAUCUACGCGGGGUGCUCGCCGUCCAAGUACCAGCCGGGCACCCCCUACGAGGGCAACCUCAAGUCGCUCCUCGCCUCCAUCACCAACACGGCGCCCAACGCCGCGUACAGCAGCUUCGCCAACGGCACGGGCGACGGAGGCGCCGCCGCGUACGGGCUCUACCAGUGCCGCGGGGACCUGGGCAACGGCGAGUGCGCGGCGUGCGUGCGGGACGCGCUGGCGCAGCUCGGCCAGGUGUGCCCGGGCGCCUACGCGGCGUCGCUGCAGCUGGAGGGCUGCUACGUGCGCUACGACGGCACCAACUUCGUGGGCCGGCCCGACACGGCCAUGGUGUACCGCAAGUGCAGCGCCAGCACCAGCGCCGACGCCGGCUUCCUCCGGGACCGGGACGCCGUGCUGGGCGCGUUGCAGGCCGCGGCCGACGGGUACAGGGUGGGCAGCUCCGGCAGCGUGCAGGGGGUCUCGCAGUGCCUGGGCGACCUGGCCGCCGCCGACUGCACGGCGUGCCUGGCGCAGGCCGUCGGGCAGCUCACGGGCGCCUGCGGCACGGCGCUGGCCGCCGACGUGCACCUGGCGCAGUGCUACGUCCGGUACUGGGCCAGCGGCUACUACUUCCGCCCGUCACAAGAUUAUUCGCAAGAUGACGUGGGGCGGACCCUGGCCAUAAUCAUAGGCAUCUUGGCAGGGCUGGCCCUCAUCGUGGUCUUCAUCUCCUUCCUCAAGAAAUCAUGUUAA